CAUGUAAACUAAGCAAGGCGAGGUAUAUAUAAGGAGAGGAGGGGCUAAGAAAGAAACCAAGUUAUAUAUAGUAGACUGAGAGCUGGGAAUAUCAAGGAUUAACAUUACUGUAAUACAUCAAAUCAUUAGCUUGUAAUAAGUUGAUUAUAGAGAAUAUAAUGGGUAAAGGGAGAGCACCUUGCUGUGAUAAAAGUAAGGUUAAGAAAGGGCCUUGGACACCUGCUGAGGAUUUGAAGCUUAUUUCUUUCAUUCAGAAGAAUGGCCACGGCAAUUGGCGCGCCCUUCCCAAACAAGCUGGAUUACUGAGGUGUGGAAAGAGUUGCCGUUUAAGGUGGAUUAACUACCUUAGACCUGACGUAAAGCGAGGAAAUUUCACCCCACAAGAAGAGGAGACCAUUAUAAAGUUACAUCUCUCUAUCGGAAACAGGUGGUCAAAGAUAGCAUCGCAGUUGCCAGGAAGAACUGAUAAUGAGAUUAAAAAUGUGUGGAAUACCCAUUUGAAGAAGAGAAUAAAGAAAGAGGAAUAUUGCAACAUGAAAAACAAUAAUUCUUGCGUUUCAUCACCAUCUUCCUUUUCUUCUUCAUCAACUUCAAUAGUACAACCACCUUCUAUACAUCAAGAUGAUCAUAUUCCCUGUCAAGAAGAAUUGGGAGAUCAUAACAUGAAGGGCCAAUGCAUAGAUACUUUAUCAAGGUCUUGCUCUCCCAGUACCACUACUUCUUCAUUAAACCUCUCCAACGUUGAUCAACUUUCGAUGGACAAUCAAGUAAAUGAAAUCCCAUAUUCAUCAGUAGGAGCAGUCGACGAUAAUAUUAUUGAUUUUUGGGACUUGUUGGAUACUCCUAUUGAUUUGGAUACUGAUAUAGAUAUGGACAUUACUACUCAUCAGCUGCCAGUGGCCCAAUAUACACCACAAGGCUCAUCAGUUGAAUAUGAAUGUCAAAAGUGGUUGAGAUACUUGGAAAUUGAACUCGGACUAACAACUAGUAAUAAUGAACAAUGUUGUGACGGUUUUGCCUCACGAGACCAAAAUAGCGUCAUGCAAGUCUAGUCUCUAAUUACAACUAGCUAGGCAAUCUUCAUGUCUCCAUAUAGUACUAUAUCGAUAGUGUCUAUUAUUAUGGCAAUUAAUUAGCCGGGGAGUUUAAGUUUUAUACAACGUAUGUCUAUGUAAACAAUUUUAAGUUUAUACUGACGGUGCAUAUUACUUAAACACAUGAUUUGGUCAAGAGACCAUAGGAGUAA
Messenger RNA from Lycium ferocissimum, 1246 nucleotides. RefSeq names its product transcription factor MYB58-like. The transcript has 3 exons. The record is from RefSeq and is a predicted model, not a curated record. Lineage: Eukaryota; Viridiplantae; Streptophyta; Magnoliopsida; Solanales; Solanaceae. Bases 159 to 1052 code for a protein of 297 amino acids.